AUGAUUAUGAAGAGUGAACAGGCGGAACCUUCUCUACAUACGGACACAAAUGGACACGAUGUCUGGAGAACCUCAGAGGAACAUCUCAUGACCUCUCCAGAAGAAGACACCAUAGAUUUCAGGGUCAUCCAAUGGUCUCCAGAAGUAAAGCCCGAUGCUGUGAAUAUACAACACGCACUUUCCUGUGGAGGUAGCUCAGGAGAUCCUUCUAGUCCUGAGGAACCUUCUUAUGGGUCACACACUAUCAUCCCGAAUAUCCUUCCAAGGAUUCCCACCGCAGAUACAAGAUCAGAUCCUCCUAACCCCGAGGAAUCUCCUCACGGUCUUUUAGAUAUUGUUUUCUACAAAGAAGAAGAAGAAAUAUUUCCAUGUUCUUCUGAUACGUUCCAUGCCGUUACUCCGAGGACCUCUCCAGGAGAUCCCAUUGCAGAUGGGACAUCGGAUUCUUCUAAUCCCGAGAAUUCUUCUCACGCUCAUUCAGAUAUCGUUAUCCACAAAGUUGAGGAGAUAUUUCCGUUUUCUAUGGAAGACAAAUGUUCAGCUUUGGCAUCAACUCUCGCUGUACAUCAGGGGACAGACCCUGAAAAUCGGUCAUUUUCAUGUCCUGAGUGCGGGAAGUGUUUUAAUACCAAGUUGCGUCUCGUCAGUCAUAUCAAAAUUCACAGCAAAGUGCGGCCUCAUGCAUGUUUGGAGUGCGGGAAAAGUUUUAUAUUGAAGUCACACCUUGCUAGGCACGCAAGUCAUCAUACCGGAGUGCGCCCCUAUUCCUGUUCGGAGUGCGGGAAGUCUUUCAGGGACAAAUGUGUCCUUGUCAAACACCUGAGGUAUCACACAGGGGAGAGACCUUACGUGUGCAGCGAGUGCGGGCAGUCCUUUGUAGAGAAAGCGCAUCUGAAAAGGCACCUUAAGCUUCACACGGGGGAGACACCGUUUUCAUGUUCGGAGUGCGGAAAGUGUUUCCCUCGGAAAGAUACACUCAUGAAACACCAGAGAACCCACGUGAGCAAAAGGAUGUAUAUGUGUAAUAAGUGCGGGAAAGGUUUUUCGCUAAGAGCCAUGCUGAUCGUGCACCGGCGAACGCAUGUAGAUGAGCGGUCGUUUUCCUGCAAAGAGUGUGGCAAAUGCUUCAAACAGAAAGUGUUCCUAGCCCGACACUGGAAGCUGCACAUUGAGGAGGGCUCAACAUUGUGUUUGGAAUGUGGGGAAUCCUUCAAAACAAAACUGGACCUUCAAGCCCAUGGUAGUGUUCACGGAGGCGAGAAUACCUUAUCGUGCGCGGAGUAUGGACACGAUGUCUGGAGAACCUCAGAGGAACAUCUCAUGACCUCUCCAGAAGAAGACACCAUAGAUUUCAGGGUCAUCCAAUGGUCUCCAGAAGUAAAGCCCGAUGCUGUGAAUAUACAACACGCACUUUCCUGUGGAGGUAGCUCAGGAGAUCCUUCUAGUCCUGAGGAACCUUCUUAUGGGUCACACACUAUCAUCCCGAAUAUCCUUCCAAGGAUUCCCACCGCAGAUACAAGAUCAGAUCCUCCUAACCCCGAGGAAUCUCCUCACGGUCUUUUAGAUAUUGUUUUCUACAAAGAAGAAGAAGAAAUAUUUCCAUGUUCUUCUGAUACGUUCCAUGCCGUUACUCCGAGGACCUCUCCAGGAGAUCCCAUUGCAGAUGGGACAUCGGAUUCUUCUAAUCCCGAGAAUUCUUCUCACGCUCAUUCAGAUAUCGUUAUCCACAAAGUUGAGGAGAUAUUUCCGUUUUCUAUGGAAGACAAAUGUUCAGCUUUGGCAUCAACUCUCGCUGUACAUCAGGGGACAGACCCUGAAAAUCGGUCAUUUUCAUGUCCUGAGUGCGGGAAGUGUUUUAAUACCAAGUUGCGUCUCGUCAGUCAUAUCAAAAUUCACAGCAAAGUGCGGCCUCAUGCAUGUUUGGAGUGCGGGAAAAGUUUUAUAUUGAAGUCACACCUUGCUAGGCACGCAAGUCAUCAUACCGGAGUGCGCCCCUAUUCCUGUUCGGAGUGCGGGAAGUCUUUCAGGGACAAAUGUGUCCUUGUCAAACACCUGAGGUAUCACACAGGGGAGAGACCUUACGUGUGCAGCGAGUGCGGGCAGUCCUUUGUAGAGAAAGCGCAUCUGAAAAGGCACCUUAAGCUUCACACGGGGGAGACACCGUUUUCAUGUUCGGAGUGCGGAAAGUGUUUCCCUCGGAAAGAUACACUCAUGAAACACCAGAGAACCCACAGAAUUCACUCAGGCGAGAAGCCCUUUUCUUGUUCCGAGUGCGGAAAAUGUUUCGCACAGAAAGGAAGCCUUGACUUGCAUAUCAAAGUCCACACUGGCGAGAAGCCGUUCUCCUGUACAGAGUGUGGAAAAUGCUUCAUUCAAAAAGCACACCUUCUUUCACACAAGCGGAUUCACAUGGGCGAGCUUCCUUUUGCAUGCCCAGAGUGCGGGAAAUGCUUCCGUCAGAAAAGAUACCUUGUUAGUCAUCAGAGAAGUCACAUCAACGUGCACACUUUUUCCUGUUCACAGUGCGGGAAAAGUUUUACGCGGAAAGAGAGUCUUUUAAGGCACAAGAAGCUUCACGCCGGAGUGCGGCCGUAUUCCUGUUCAGAGUGCGGGAAAUGUUUCAUUCAGAAAGGAGACCUUGUUACGCACCAGAGAAGUCACACGGGCGAGCAUCCUUUUCUAUGCUUAUUGUGUGGAAAAAGUUACAGCCAGAAAAGACACCUUAUUAGACACCAGAUAGGUCACACAGGCGAGCGUCCUUUUUCAUGUUUGCAGUGUGGGAAAUGUUUCACGCGGAAAGAAGGUCUGAUUAGGCAUGAAAGACUUCAUACUGGGCAGCGUCCAUAUUCAUGCUCAGACUGUGGGAAAAGUUUUAAUCAAAAAAUACACCUUUUAACACACCAUAGAACCCAUACGGGUGAGAUGCCAUACUCAUGCUCAGAGUGUGGGAAACGUUUCAGACAGAAAAAGUACCUUAUCAAACACCAGAGAAGUCACACAAGUACAUUUUCUUGCUCAGAGUGUGGGAAAUCCUUCAAUCAGGAAAGAUACCUUAUUAAACACCAAAAAAGUCACAGACGUGAACAUCCUUUUUCAUGUUCAGAGUGCGGAAAAUGUUUUAGUCAGGAAAGAAACCUUAUUAAACACCAGAAAAUUCACACAGGUGAGCAUCCCUUUUCCUGUUCAGAGUGUGGGAAAAGUUUCACUCGAAAAGAUAGUCUGAUGAGGCAUGAGAGAAUUCACAAUGGAGUCAGUCCAUAUUCAUGUUCGGAGUGCAGGAAAUGUUUCAAUCAAAAACAAGACCUUCUUGUGCACCAGAGAAUUCACCCGGGUGAGCGUCCCUUUUCAUGUUCAUUGUGCGGGAAAAGUUACAGUCAGAAGAGACACCUUCAGAGACACCAGAAUAGUCACACAGGAAUGCUUCCUUUUUCUUGUUCGCAGUGUGGGAAAUGUUUUACAAGGAAAGAGGGUCUAGUAAGGCACGGGAGACUUCACACAGGAGUGAGGCCAUAUUCAUGUUCAGAGUGCGGGAAAAGUUUCAUUCAGAAAACGCACCUUCUAAGGCACCAUAGAACUCAUAUGAGCAAACCUAAUUUUUCAUGCUCAGAGUGUGAGAAAUCGUUCAGAACAAAAUCUGACUUCGUUCUGCAUCAGUUUGUGCACAGUGUCUGA
Messenger RNA from Nanorana parkeri, 3672 nucleotides. RefSeq names its product zinc finger protein 585A-like. Gene Ontology annotation, biological process: regulation of transcription by RNA polymerase II. NCBI's taxonomy places the organism in Eukaryota, Metazoa, Chordata, Amphibia, Anura, Dicroglossidae. The transcript has 4 exons. The coding region runs from base 1 to 3672 and encodes 1223 amino acids. The record is from RefSeq and is a predicted model, not a curated record. Gene Ontology annotation, molecular function: DNA-binding transcription factor activity, RNA polymerase II-specific; RNA polymerase II cis-regulatory region sequence-specific DNA binding.